Porites evermanni is the source of this 5449-nucleotide messenger RNA. Lineage: Eukaryota; Metazoa; Cnidaria; Anthozoa; Scleractinia; Poritidae. The record is from the annotation of a GenBank genome assembly.
AAUAUUUGUGCCUACAAAGCUUGCUUGAACAAUGCAAAGUGUUUCCUUGGAUAUACGGAUAAGGGGUUUCUUUGCGAAUGCCAGUCUGGUCACACGGGAGAACUCUGCGACACAGGUAAUUAUGUGGCCAGCAAACGCAGACAUAUUCAGUCCUGUUUUCGCUUGACUGCGCCACAAAGAAUACUUUUCGGGCAGAAACAAACUGGAAAUACGUCUACGUCUACGUCUCUCAUACACGGAAUCGCCAGCUAGUAAACUAGAAACUUACCGUGGGCUGUUGCUUCGAGAUCCGUCGAGGUGGUUAGAAAAACGAAAGUGUAUCCUACCCAGAAAUAGAGAACAAUUAAAUGUUGCGUAAUAAGAAAUAAUCAGGGGGUUCCGCAGCAAAGUUUUAUCCUGGAAAGUUCCGCCUUGAGGUUAACCUGAGAUCAGGUUCUAUUUUCGUUUCGCUUUGAAAAUAACAUUCCGGCGGGCAAGGCGAAACGAAAAGCGGUAGCCGUUAGAGAGAAUGUAUGAGAACCGCUAAAAUUGGGCCUGAUCUCAGGUUACCUUGAGGUCCAGCUCCUUACCCUUCUAUAUAAUAUGUUUUGAGAGAAAAGGUACCCCUCCCUUACCCAGUACCUUCCAUUGACAAAUGGUACCCCUUUCAAAUACCUAAUUUGGAACUUUCCGUUACUUUUAGCUGCUGUAAAUGCACUGUCUUCAAACUGUGAAUAAAUCACAGAACCAGGAAAUUGUCUCGACUUUUUCACAGCCAUAAAAUCCUUCUGUUAGCCCUUUUAGGUCCUUUUACAGACCGAAAUGACACAGAUUUCUCCACCCUCUCAUAUACUUCAACUAUUGAAAUCCUAAACCCUUUCAUACACCUGAAGUCUGGAAAAGGUGCCCCUUUCGCAAUUCGAACGAAGCUUCCCCGUAUAAGCCAUUAUAGGGGGUACCCCCCGGGAUUUAUGCUUGCUCUUCUCGCAAUCAGUGAAACAAUCAGUCUUCCCUGAAGCAAUCAGCAUGCUACAAAAUUGAUUAUUUUCUUGCGUUGAAUGUCUGUAAUGGUUUACAUACGAUGUAUGAGGUUGGUGGCUUGUAUUGUUUUCUUUNGCCAUAAAAUCCUUCUGUUAGCCCUUUUAGGUCCUUUUACAGACCGAAAUGACACAGAUUUCUCCACCCUCUCAUAUACUUCAACUAUUGAAAUCCUAAACCCUUUCAUACACCUGAAGUCUGGAAAAGGUGCCCCUUUCGCAAUUCGAACGAAGCUUCCCCGUAUAAGCCAUUAUAGGGGGUACCCCCCGGGAUUUAUGCUUGCUCUUCUCGCAAUCAGUGAAACAAUCAGUCUUCCCUGAAGCAAUCAGCAUGCUACAAAAUUGAUUAUUUUCUUGCGUUGAAUGUCUGUAAUGGUUUACAUACGAUGUAUGAGGUUGGUGGCUUGUAUUGUUUUCUUUUCUUUUUUAAGACCUGGACGAAUGCAAGGAUAAAACUCAUCAGUGUGACGUAAAUGCGAACUGUACCAACAUUCCUGGUUCAUAUAAUUGCACGUGCAGGCCUGGCUACACAGGAAAUGGGAGCAUUUGUAAUGGUAUAAUUAUACUAUACAAGCCUUCAGUGACUUCAUUUUUCUGCAAGUAGUUUAGUUUUUUAGCAACUUUAUAUUUUCUACUCCCUCCAGAAAUUGAUGAAUGCAGGGAUGGAAGCCAUGAUUGUCACAUAAAUGCGAGCUGUACCAACAUUCCUGGCUCUUACAACUGCAUAUGCAGGCCUGGCUACCAAGGCAAUGGGAGCAUUUGUCAAGGUAAAAAUUUGCCAGUUAAUUUUUAUGACGCGCCCUUAUAGAGUCAGGGCUUAUAGUAGUUCCCUUUGGUAGUACUCCCUUUGAUACUCUUUCGCUAGUUACACUUACACUUAAAAAACCAAGAUGGUCACCUGUUACAGACUUGAACAAGGAAAAUGUUUUCUUGGAUAUACGGACAAGAGGUUCUUUUGCAAAUGCCAGUCUGGGAUAGAAAACGUCGGUGUCACGAGGGUGGGAGGAAUUCCGCAGCAAAGUUUUAUCCUAGGAAUUAAGCUCCGCCCUGAGGUCCAGCUCCUUACCUUUCCGUAUAUUUUUUUUAAGAGAAAAGACACCCCUCCCUUAAACAGUACCUUCCAUUGACAAGAGGUACCCCUUUCAAAUACCUAGUUUAGAACUUUCCAUUCCCUGUGAAUAAAUCACAAAACUGGCCAGGAAAUUUUCUCGACUUUUUCACAGCCAUAAAAUCCUUCUGUUGGCCCUUUUAGGUCCUUUUACAGACCGAAAUGGCACAGAUUUCCCUACCUUCUCAUGUACUUCAACUAUUGAAAUCCUAAACCCUUUCAUACACCUGAAGUCUGGAAAAGGUGCCCCUUUUGCAAUUCGGACGAAGCUUCCCCGUAGAAGCCAUUAUAGGGGGUACCGCUCGGGAUCUAUGCUUGCUCUUCUCGCAAUGAGUGAAACAAUCAGUCUUCCCUGAAGCACUUAGCAUGCUACAAAAUUGAUUAUCUCUUGCGUUGAAUGUCUAAGUUUAUAUACGAUGCGGUCAGCAUAAAACACAGACUGCGAACUGAGGACCACGGACUGCGGACUGGGUAUAAAAUACGGACUAGGUACAAAACGUGGACUACGGACUAUAUAUAUAAAAACAGCUUUAGAAGGUAAAACUGAGAGAAAUGGAAAGCGGACUAGCAAAAACAGUAGUCCCAGCUUUAACAUUCCCUUGGCUGUUCACGUAGUCUAUUCUUCCCACGAGAAGGAAGGUUAUGCCGGUACUCAAGGCAACUGAAAUUAAACUCUGAAUUUUCUAAAAAGAAGGAGUUUGAAGAUAUUUCAAUUUGCUGUUUUAGACCAAUAAGAAGCAGCAAAUUAAAAAAAAUAGUAUUGGUGUUAGUCAGAUCAGUAAAAUUCUUAUCGGAUGCCACAAUUUUGUUUCAAAUAAAGCCUUGGAAAUAUGAGGACUGAAUGAAGAACCCAGACGAGAAGGUCAAUGUAGGGCAUUCCGCGAUGCACAAAAGUAGUAUCUAGGGGGGAGGGAUUACUCACGUACGGGAAUAAUAACCGAAAUGAGUCAUCCAACGUUAUAUUCUAAGCGAUGAUUAUGAUGACAUGAUUUACUCCCUGCUACUGAUCCCCGGAGGGGGCUACUACUGGGAAUUCUUGGUGGGGAUGUGGUGCCCGGUUCCCCGAAUCCUGACCUUAUUGCAGACCAAACAAUGUCAUUUUCCACACCCGUUUUCAGACCAGAUCUCUAAAAUCCAUACCCGUUUUCGGACCUGGCCUAAUUUAGCCUGUUCCAGGCUCUCAGAUAGUUGGGGAGACUUCCCAGAUUUCUCCCGUUUUAUUUUCGUGUUUUUGCUUUCUCAAUUCAGCGGACCCAACUAUCUCAGAGCCUUGAACAGGGUAGGUCUAAUUAGGCAGAAAUUAUGUCAUCAUUACCAAGUUAGAGGAGAAACAAAAAAAUUCUCCAAAUGCAUUUCGAAUUCGCACAUUUCUAUUUCGUUCUUAUAUUCAUUUGGAAUUGAAACGAUAAAUACGUCCAUUCAUGUACGCUCCCGUAGUUCCCUCGAAAACCAUACCCGAUUCCACACCAAAAUGGGCAAAGUGUUUUCCGACCAAAAAGGCCCGAAACCCCUAGCCUUCCAUUAUAGCACAGUUUUCCUUUUUGUUAGUUCAAUAACGACACAUCAGCAUUUGAGCAUUUUGAUCCGGCUCAUGAUUCAGAGAACUGGGCGGCACACCUUCACCAAGAAUUUACAACUUUAACUCAGUUACGUGUCUUGCUAUUUAGCGAUCUUCUGAUCUUAUUUUUCCUUACCUAGAACCAAUUAGCACCGUUUUCACCAAAGUAGUCCGUAGUCCGUAUUUUAUACCCAGUCCGUAGUCCGCAGUCUGCGUUUUUACCUUGCCCUUGUUUUAUAGCCAGUCCAUAUUUUCCAGUCCGCGUUUUAUACCUAGUCAUACCUAGUCCGUAUUUUAUACCCAGUCUGCAGUCCGUAGUCCAUGUUUUAUACUGACCGAUAUACGAUGUACGAGGUUGGUGGCUUGUAAUUGUUUUUUUUUUCUUUUUUUUUAGACCUGGACGAAUGCAAGGAUAAAACUCAUCAGUGUGAUGUAAAUGCGAACUGUACCAACAUUCCUGGCUCAUAUAACUGCACGUGCAUGCCUGGCUACACAGGAAAUGGGAGCAUUUGUAAUGGUAUAAUUAACUAUACAAGCCUUCACUUCAUUUUUCUGCAAGUAGUUAUGUUUUCUUUGUAACUAAAUAUUUUCUUCUUCCUCCAGAAAUUGAUGAAUGCAAGGAUGGAAGUCAUGAUUGUCACAUAAAUGCCAACUGUACCAAAAUUCCUGGUUCUUAUAACUGCACAUGCAGGCAUGGCUACCAAGGCAGUGUCGUGAUAAGAUUUAAUUUAUAUGCUUUUCUUUUUUCUUUUUCUUAUUCAGACAUCGAUGAAUGCGAAAAGGGAAGCCAUGAUUGUCACAAAAAUGCGAAUUGUACAAACACAGCUGGCUCUUACAACUGCACGUGCAGGCCUGGCUACACAGCUAAUGGGAGCAUUUGUAAAGGUAAAAAUUUGCCGAUUAAUUUUUAUGAUGCGCCUUUAAAGAGUCGGGACUCAUAGCUCCCUUUGGUAGUACUCCCUUUGAUCACUUUCCAUUAAGUUAUUCUUACACUUAAAACCAAGAUGGUCACCCGUUACAGACUUGAACAAUGAAAAGUGUUUUUUUGGAUAUACGGACAAGAGGUUCUUUUGCGAAUGCCUGCAGUCUGGGAUAGAAAACAUCUGUGCUCCCCGGGGGAGGAGGAAUUCCGCAGCAAAGUUUUGUCUUGUGAAACUCCGCCUUGAGGUCCAGCUCCUUACCUUUCGUUUUAUUUCUUUUGAGAGAAAAGGUACCCCCCCCCCCCUUACACAGUACCCCUAAUUGACAAAUGGUACCCCUUUCAAAUACCUAGUUUGGAACUUUGCAUUACUUUUAGCUGCUGUAAAUGCACUUUCUUUAAACUGUGAAUAAAUCACAAAACGGACCAGGAAAUUGUCUCGACUUUUUCACAGCCAUAAAAUCCUUCUGUUAGCCCUUUUAGGUCUUUUUGCAGACCAAAAUGACACAGAUUUCCCUACCUUCUCAUAUACUUCAACUAUUGAAAUCCAAAACCCUUUCAUACACCUGAAGUCUGGAAGAGGUACCCCUUUUGCAAUUCGGGCGACGCUUCCCCAUAUAGGUCAUUAUAGGGGGUUCCUCCCAGGAUUUAUGCUUGCUCGUCCCUCAAUCAGCAUGCUACAAAACUGAUUAUUUUCUUGCGUUUAAUGCCUAGGUUUAUAUACGAUGUGCGAGGUUGGUGGCUUGUAUUGUUUUCUUUUUUCUAUAUUAGACCUGGACGAAUGCAAGGAUAAAACUCAUCAGUGUGACGUAAAUGCAAACUGUACCAACAUUCCUGGCUCAUAUAAC